AUGUGCGCCAACCUGACAUGCGGCGUCGACUUUCGACUUCGCCACCCUCCUCCUCGACACCUUCGCGGAGUCCAUUUCGACGCCGCGACCUGCCGAGUGACUCCCAAAGCUCGGCGAGAUGGUUUUCGCGACGCUGGAAGACGUUCUGACUCGCAGGAAUGUGGAAGACGACGUCGCCCGGCACUCAUCUCGCCUCCUCGCCUCCUCCCCUCCAAUCUCGCCUCCUCCACUUCGUCCUUCGUUACAUCCUCCCUCGCUUCCUCCGCUCGCCCACUCCAAGUACUCGUCGCCUCGAGUACGAGGAAGCGUCGUACGAUGGUACGCUCGAGGUGGGGCGACGACAGGGCUGUCAGGUUGGGCGAGCGGGUCGCGGGUGAAGUCGAGAUGGGUUUGUGA
Messenger RNA from Rhodotorula toruloides NP11, 396 nucleotides. RefSeq names its product zinc finger, C2H2-type domain containing protein. The transcript has a single exon. The record is from RefSeq and is a predicted model, not a curated record. Lineage: Eukaryota; Fungi; Basidiomycota; Microbotryomycetes; Sporidiobolales; Sporidiobolaceae. Bases 1 to 396 code for a protein of 131 amino acids.